GAAGCCGAGCUUGUCUGGAUCCACCAUGGCCUGGGCACCUCUGCUCCUCUCACUGCUCACCUACUGCUCAGGUUCGCUCGCCCAGUACGUGCUGACCCAGCCGCCUGCAGUGUCUGUGUCUCCAGGGCAACAUGCUCAACUCACCUGCACAGGAGAAAAGAUUGACAAAUACUAUGUGCACUGGUACCAACAGAAACCUGGCCGUGCCCCCGUACUCGUCAUAUACAAGGACAGUGAGAGACCCUCCGGAAUCCCCGAUCGAUUCUCUGGGACCAGCUCCGGUAACACGGCCACGUUAACCAUCACUGGAGUCCAGGCGCAGGACGAGGCUGAUUAUUACUGUGAGCAGUGGGACAAUGACAGCAGCUCUGCUCACAGUGACACAGUCAGGCGGGGAAGUUCUCUCGCCCAGUACGUGCUGACUCAGCCGCCUUCAGUCUCUGUGUCUCCAGGGCAAAAAGCUCAACUCACCUGUUCCGGAAGCAACAUUGGUAGCAAGAGUGUGCACUGGUACCAACAGAAACCUGGCAGCGCCCCCCUACUCGUUAUAUAUGGUGAUAGCAGCAGACCCUCCGGAAUCCCCGAUCGAUUCUCUGGCGCCAACUCCGGUAACACGGCCACGUUAACCGUCACUGGAGUCCAGGCGCAGGACGAGGCUGAUUAUUACUGUCAGCCUCCGGAUAUCCUACACAACAGCCCACCCGCGAGCCAGGCCGAGGCCUGUGACAAGCCCCUGCGUGGCACCAGCAGGAAGGAGAAGAGCCUCAGUCUCUGA
Molecule: messenger RNA, 775 nt
Organism: Caretta caretta (loggerhead turtle)
Lineage: Eukaryota; Metazoa; Chordata; Testudines; Cheloniidae
Source: RefSeq, a predicted model, not a curated record